Sitophilus oryzae (rice weevil) is the source of this 3331-nucleotide messenger RNA. RefSeq names its product serine/threonine-protein phosphatase 4 regulatory subunit 1-like. NCBI's taxonomy places the organism in Eukaryota, Metazoa, Arthropoda, Insecta, Coleoptera, Curculionidae. The record is from RefSeq and is a predicted model, not a curated record. The transcript is spliced from 15 exons. Gene Ontology annotation, biological process: protein dephosphorylation. Bases 182 to 2698 code for a protein of 838 amino acids. Gene Ontology annotation, molecular function: protein phosphatase regulator activity.
UGGAGUAAAUAUACGAAACGUACUAUUUAACACAAUUUUGUUAAUGCCUAGUUGAAUAUUUACAUUUUUUUUUACUUUCAUAAUAUUCAAUUCUUGUUGUUGUGAAAGUUUAAAGCCUAAAGCCGCUUUCAAAAUAUUAAUUUGUCACGUGUAUAUGGUCUGUUAGAGGUUCUGGACUAAAAUGGCCGGAGCAGAUUAUUCAGCAGGAUCGUCUAAGGAUUCUCCGAGUGCCCGUCUCGCCAACAAAGUAAUUCGAGGUGUUCGCAGGCCUUCAAGAAGGCUUGUUAUAGAUGAAGUCGACUCCAAUCCACGCUUUAGGAGACAAAAUCCCUUUGGUCCCUUUGGGAUUUUGUCUCCUAUAGGAGUCUCCCAUGAGGACGAUUCUGACUCUCGAGACACAUUUACAAAAGAGUUAAAGGAUAUGUUCAGUACUCUACCACCAGAUGAGCUCACCGAAAAAUUACCACGCCUUAUGAGACAUUGGAUUAAUAAUUGUGAAACCGUUCCGACUUUUCGGUUCCGACUUCAACAGACCCCUGAUAUUGCCCAGAAAGCUAUUGAAAAUUCAGAAAGAGUUGCAGCCCUUAAAGAUAUAAUAGGAGAAUAUUUAAUUCCUUUUGUUGUCAGAAGUUUUAAUCAGGAAACGUGUGCCAGAUUAGCCCUAAUAAAGCUUAUUAAUGGAGGAUAUGUGUCCAAACUUGAAGCAGAAAUUAAAAUAUGUCCUACAAUUUUAGCUUUAAUUUCGACUGCUACACCUUGCUAUGAUAUUAAAGUAGUGAGUCAAUUAGCACCAAUAUUGGGAACAGAUAUAACAGAACGAAUAUUACUUAAUAGAUUUUUGGAACUAUGUACAAGUAAAUGUCACCUAACAAGACAAUCAGCUGCAGAAAAUAUUGGUUAUUUUUGUGCCGCUGUCAGUACACCAGUUUUUGAAAAGAGUUUGUUACCUUGUUACUUAGCACUAUGCCAGGAUGAGAGACCGAUAGUUAGAAUGCGUUGUGCAGAAAGUGUAAUUUACGUAUCUUGCGUCUGCCCGCCAGAAUUACGAAGAACUUUAUUAACCAAAACUUUUAUUAACCUAUUAAAUGACGUAGCGGUUGUUGCGUUGACCGCCUUUGAUUCUUUAGGAGGAUUUAUUGUGACAUUUGCUAACCCUUCAUUAAUAAGUAUCCAUUAUGAAGAUACAACUGGAGAUCUAGUGCUAGUAAACCAAAGUAAAACUCAGUUUAUAUCUCGCUUCAGUCGCUUGACGUUAUCUAUUAAUAUUUGUUCUAUGUCUGACGAUGAUGAAUUUGGUGAUACUAUUCCGUAUCUAAGGAAAAAAAAUGAUAUUGACAGAACUAAUGAUUCUACUGAAACAGAUGUCAACAAACUUGAUUCAUUGUCAGAUGGACACGGCAUGUUUAAUAAUUCGUUUAAAGUAGAGCAACAGAAGCAUGAAGACGAUUUGCUUUAUUAUAAUGACUGCAAUUAUUGGUAUAUAAGCCCUCCAGACAUUGAGAUAUCAGUUCAUAAUAACCUUGAAGUAUCUAAGAAAGAUGCUCAAUCAACAAAAGUUAUGACAGUUGGAUUGGAAGAACUAUAUUCAACUAUGAGCUUAAGUGACAAUUUUGAGAAUGAUGCUAAUAAAUCAGUGCUAAGUAGUUUUGAGAGUGAUAAUGUAGAACAGAAAGGUAUAAAUAUAGAUAUUAGAAACAUGACAGAACAUAAUGCUCCUCAGAAUGUUGUCCCGCGCGAAUUAGUUGAAAGUUUUAUUUCAUUGUCUUGUGAAGAUUCCAGUGACAAUGAAAAUCUAAACAGUGUACGUCUUUAUGUAUUGCCUGCUAUACUUUUAACAUUGGGUAAGGAAAGCUGGCUUUUAUUUAAAGAGACUGUACAUACUCUGGCAGAACAUGGGUGUGAUGAACACAGAUUGAUCAUUGCAAGUAGUUUACACGAAUUGGCAGCAAUUUUAGGACCAAAAAUGGCCGACGAUUUAGUUUUUCCAUUUGAGAUAUUGUUCUCCCACAUCUACACACCAAGUUUGAUGAAUAUGCUAAGAUGUCAAGAUGUGCUAGUAGAUAAUCUAGCUCGGUUUUUUGAGUUUAUUAGUCCCAAGGAAAGGCUUUACUUACUGCCCAAAGUAUUUGAAGUUAUUAAUAGAAAUAUGAAAGUUGGUAAAACAGCGUUCUUAUGGAAAAUCAAGGAACAAUUUUUAAGACAGUUAUCAUUAAUGGUUAAAUUUUUUACGCCCACUAAAAUUGUACGCCAUAUUGGACCAUAUGUACAAUUUUUUAUGAGUGACCCUAUGGCUUUUUUACGUACUGCAGCUGUAAAAUCAGUUUCCAGUGUCGUAAAAAACAUCGUAGUUGAUCGUCGAUUAACCUCUACAUUUUUAAUUUCUAUAGCUGAACGUUAUGCUCAUUCAAAGACGUGGAGGUUUCGACAUACAUUUGCAUUAUUGUGUUCUGUAUUAUUAAAGGAACAAGCUAUGGGUUCCGAAGAUUUUGCUUCAAUCUUGUGGCCUCAUUUAUUAGAUUUAAGUUGGGAUCCGAUUCCUAAUGUGAGAAUAUUGGUAGCCAAAUGUAUUGUGGAAAAUUUGGUCAUUGACGAAUAUUUUAUUCAGGAACAUCUAGAGUCACUUAAAAGUGUUUUAAGAAGACUGCAGGCAGAUAACGAUGGAGAUGUAAGAUUUUCGGCAAGUUGUUCAUCAGUCUAGGCGUCUCUAUAGAUUAUACGGAACAGUUAUGGACGAGUAAUAAAAUUUCUCAGCUGUUAUUUUUAUAAGUUUACCAUAGGCAACUAAUAAUACACACUGUCAUGACAAGGCUUUGACAAGGACUACAAUGACGUCACAACUGUCAGCUGAAGCGCGGGAAGAGGCGAACGUACGUCUUAUGAGGAUGAGCAAUCCUAUUAGUUUACCGUUCUUGGGUGUAUACUACCUUUUUGUAUACUACCCUUUGAGUAUUUACCCACCGCCCAUCGCUGUCCAUAACUAACCGUUUUUUUUUAUUUAGUUAUAAUUAGAAAUGUUCCAACAUUUGUUCGAUGCCGUGUAUUAGAGAAGUUUAUUAUCGGAUCAUUUAGAUUUAUUUUUAUAAAGGAAUAAGUACUAUAGUCUAUAAAAUGAAUAACUUUGAAUUUUGACCGUUAUUUUUUACCAACAUGGUAAAUAUAAAAUCCGUUUGUCGAAAAAGUUACUGAUAUUCUUUAAAUUCAGUGCCUAAACUAAUCAGAUCGGUAACUCUUUUUACUUUCGUGAAAUAGAAAAGGAAAAUAAUAAAACAAGUGACAGUUCUUCCUCUUCUUGCAAAAAUCAACACGCAAUGUCAUAAUUGUUAAAAGUAAA